This is a messenger RNA of Prorocentrum cordatum, 1318 nucleotides long. The record is from the annotation of a GenBank genome assembly. NCBI's taxonomy places the organism in Eukaryota, Dinophyceae, Prorocentrales, Prorocentraceae.
UUUGUCCUGGGACCGCCCGCCGCUUGCAGGAAUCGGUGCGGGGCGCAGCCAAGGGAUGCGACCAGCUGGCCAGCACCCUCCGCUGCCGUGCGACCGUGCUGGCGGCGUCUCGGGCCGGGCGAGAGCGUCGUCUGGCCAAGAGCCAGGCACGAGUUUGGAAAUUGGGCCUAACUACGCCGCCAAAAGGGGGGGGACCAGCCCCGAGCCCAGCACGGGCAGCCGGGCUGCGGGAGGUGAGGAGCGGGAGGGAGGGGGGAAAGAUGAAGCAAAGAGCGGCAAGGCAGAUGGUGAGAGCAGGGACCGCGGCAGAAACGGCCACCGCGUGGGGCCGAGCGCGGGGGUCACCGCCAAAGGGAGCCGCCCAACCGAGGCCCGAGCUCUGGCGAACAACGCCGAGAGGCCCCAGUGCCUGUAGGACAGAGGGUAGGGCAAGCAAAAGACACGGCCUCCGCUGCUCCCUGGAAAAUGCAUCGGCACAGGGCGCGGAUGCACGGUUUCCCCCUGGGCCGUAGGCGACCCGAGGAGGAGGAGGAGGAGGAGGAAGAGGAGGAGAAGGAGGAGGAGGAGGAGGAGGGAGGGAGGGAGGAGGGCGUGUCGCCUAAGCCCUUGGGAGAAACCCUCCCGGCGCGGGCCGUGUGGCAGGCGCCGGCCUGCGGCCACGGCCACUCCCCGUCGGGUAGCCCUCGGCGGCCCUCGGCGGCCUCCGGCGGUGCCUCUGGCGGUGCCUCCGGGGCCUCGGGCGGCCUCCGGCGGCCUCGGGCGGCCUCCGGAGGCCCCCAAGACGGCUCCAAGAGGUUGCCUUCUCCUUCUCACCUUCCCCCCCUCGCUCGCCGCCGAGCUUGAGCAGGGGACGACCGUCCCGGCAUUCGUAUAGGCCUACCACCACGACAUGGUCGGAGAAACAUGCAAAGGCCCUAAGAACAACGCCGAUACCCUUAGAGCACGAAUCCGCUGCAUCAGAACAGCUCGGCCUCAGCCAGAAGUGCGACAGCGACACCUCAUCGUGCAAGCCACGAGAGGCUCGUAGACCUCACAUCGACUACACGCAGGAGUGGCCCUGGGUUAGGGUGACCUUUGGUGCGCGGCUUUUGGGGGGGGCGCGGGGGGAACCAAGCACACGCGCGCGCAAGCGCUACUACCAUAUCGCGUUCGCCGAUCCGGGGGACACCGGUGGGCCCGCCCCACAGGUCACUCUGGCGAAGAGCCACUCUCACGCCUCUUGCGCGCAGACGAUUACCCAGACAUGCGACGUCAUGAUUUUGUUCAGGACGGCGUCCCCGGAAGUCCCGACCCUUUCCACGGGGCCGGUCUUUCAUCC